CUGUAACACACUAGCAAGCAGCCAGGCCUGCUGAAAGGGCCCUAGACCAGCGCAACGCUCGCCCAGACGCUCUCGUGCACUCGUACUGAUGCCUGCUUCCGCCCCAUGAUGCAUGCGCUACUCCUUUGCGCGCUAGGCCUCGCUGCAGCUUUGCACGCUCCGACAGGCAUAAUUGCAGCACCGUCGGCGCGCGAGCUCGAACGGGUGGCUCCACAGCUGAUAAGUGAUGGUGACCGUGUGCUGUGUGCCGGGCUGGCGCUUGGAAGUCAAAUUGAGAUGCUCAACCGUCUCGCGAAUCGCGUCGUGAGUGUGGACGUGCCGCGCAAAGAGUCGCGGAGCAGGCGAGAGCUCUUUCAGAGCGAUGCGGUGACCGACUUUCGCCCACUGACGCGUGCUGGCGACGUCACGGCAGUCCUGCGACCAGACGAAUGCUUCGAUUGCGUCGUCGUCGACGCGGCGGCUCUGCUCGGCUUCGACCUGCCGCUCGAUACGCUGGCGCUCUGCGAGGCGCUGCGGCGGCGCCAAGAAACGCCGCCCACAGUCCUCGUUCGCUCCUCAGCGCUAGCUACACUUGCCGGGAGACUGGCCGCUGGAGACGAUUUGGAACGCAUCGCCCGCAUACUACAAAUGCACGACGAACGGCCCAGCCUCGACGAAACACGCAUCUACGAAGCGCAACCCGUGAUAGUCGGCGCGAGGGGCGUGCGCGAGUACCGGAACUGCAUCGAGACCGUGGUCCGGCCCGGAGAUCGCAUCCUAGAGUUGGGGUGCCACUUCGGUACCACUACUGCUAUCCUCGCCGAGGCGGUCGGUCCCGGCGGCUACGCGAUGGGGGUUGACGUUGGGCCCUCAAUUAUUGCGUCGGCAAAGGGACAACACCCGACAAUUGACUUCAGGGUCGGCGACGCCUGGGGCGUGGGCGGCCUCGCGGCAGAGGGCCCCUGGGAUGCCGUAUUUGUGGACGUCGGCGGCCUUUCCGGCGCGGACGGUACUUUGGACGCCCUCGCCCUCGCGCGAUCGCUCGGCGCGGCCCUGGAACCGCGCGCCGUAGUGCUCAAAUCAAAGUGCCUGCGGAGGCUCGCGAAGAGCCUCACGCCGUCGCCGCGCCUCGGAAACGCGUGGGACCAUGAGAGGAUAGAAUAUGUGUAAUGCUGUGCGGUAGC
Pelagomonas calceolata is the source of this 1163-nucleotide messenger RNA. The record is from the annotation of a GenBank genome assembly. Lineage: Eukaryota; Pelagophyceae; Pelagomonadales; Pelagomonadaceae.